Messenger RNA from Cygnus olor (mute swan), 5356 nucleotides. RefSeq names its product actin gamma 2, smooth muscle (gene ACTG2). The coding region runs from base 4128 to 5258 and encodes 376 amino acids. Gene Ontology annotation, cellular component: cytoplasm. Lineage: Eukaryota; Metazoa; Chordata; Aves; Anseriformes; Anatidae. The record is from RefSeq and is a predicted model, not a curated record. Gene Ontology annotation, biological process: vascular associated smooth muscle contraction. The transcript has 9 exons.
GCAUUCGCUCCAGCUGUUGCACUGGGCUGCCCGGUGGGGGCUUGGGUUUGGCUUGUGCUGGCAAUCCAGUGGAGGAGGUUCUCCCAUCUCUUGGCUGCGCUGUUGGUGGACUCCACGACUGAUACACACCCCAGGACUCAGCUGCUUGCCCAGGCUUGUGGACAGGUUGUGCUCCUUCAGUCCUCAAACACUACCACUCCCAACUGCCUCUUCAGUUCUCAAAGUCUCUCCUUGCCAAAACAAGUGCUCCGUGACAUCACUGUUAUGCAGUACCCCAGCUGGGGACCUUCUCUGAAUUACUCAUAUCAGAUGACAAGCAAUGAUUUUGCUUCCCUUUGCUGUCUGUGCCGAGCUUCCACCCUCACUUAUGCUGGUUUUGAAAGGGAAAAAGUAGUAUUGAAAGGUGGAAAGUUAUCUUGCCUCAGAGGACUGAGCAUGAUGUACAGCCUUUCCACAUUCUUUGGCAGGAUGCUCUGAUGAUCAGCACGUGUCCAUGUGAGUAAGGGAAGAAAAGCAGGAGCUGCCUUUCCACCUGGGAUACGUACAUACAUGUUAUAUAGGUCGUGUCCAUGUACUUCUAAAUACAAAAUGGCAAACAAAAUUUGUUGGUGUACAGCUUAAUACAGAGGGAUUGUAUUAUCUCCUAUGGACUUCUCUUCUUGCUUGUUUUCUUUGAGCUAACUUGUUGGGCUGGCAAGGUGUAGGGAGUUUCUGAGAGUGGUGAGGGAAUCAAUUUAUUUAUGUUUUUUGUUUAUUUGCAACAGCCACCUCCUUGACUCUUGUGUGACAAACUGCUGCCGCAAUCAUUUUUGCAGUUUUGGAAACAGACUCCUUGUGGCAGCAGGAGGGAAGCGGUGGGAUUUCAUGGCAUCCUUAGGAACUAACUGUGAGACCUAGUUUAUUUUAACUGUUCUCUGAGGUGGGUUAUGCUGCCUUGACGUAGGGGUAUUCAUCUCACAGCUGUACAUGGAAGGGAGCAGUCCGCUCUCCAGCCUGAUGUCUCCUGAAGCAGCAAUCCAUUCAAUUUCAUGGUGCAUAUCACAAUAAAUUUGUCUUAAGUCCUUAUCCCUGAAGGUCUUGAUUUUUGAGCUGACCCCAGCAUCAACCAGAGAGAGCCAGGGAGAGGAGCUGGUGGCAAAUCACUGCUUCCUUUGUAAGCUGUCCCAGUGACCAAUAAACCCUGCUGGAGAAUUUUUCAAAUUCCUUGCAGUGUGGCCCCACGCAGGAGCUGCGCUUCUCAUGUCAGUGGCUGGCUGCUGCCUCACACCCUGCCCUGCUCUCAGAGCUGUUUUGUGUGUUUUUUUUUUGUUUGUUUUUAAUUGCAUUUUUGCACUUAGGGUCACUGAGUCAUCAUUUUUUUGCUUUGGAAUGAAUUCUGAAAUCCCGAGUCCCACCAAGCCAUCCCAUCUGUCCAGCUAUGGCAGGGCUGCUAGUGUUUGAGCAGAUGUGACUCUGUUAUACCUUAAGAUCACUCAAAAUGGGGUUGAAUUUGGUAUGAGCUAAGCCUAAAUGAAACCAUGAUUUGCAGGAAUUUUUGUUUUCUGCAACAAUGAGGGCUGAAUGUUUUGGGGGGCUUACCCGCAGGCAGGGAGCAAUGCUUUUCUCAGCCUUGGGCACUGGAGCAGACUCAAAUCCAUGUUAGAGCUCCCAUUGCCGGCUUCUCUAUCCUCAGAGAGGCGGCUGGAGUAGUUUAAAGCACAAAUGUUACCCAUAUACGGAGGUGCUGAGGGUUGGCAGUGCGCAGGGAGGUCUGAAAUCUCCCGGCCAAGUUCAGCGGCUGGCUUGUGUGCCCCCCCACCCCCCCCGCUUCCCACGUUCAUCGUAGCCAGGCCAGCCUUAUGUGCACCGUGGGAUGCUUUGCGUUCCUGUGAGCAUCCCGGGGCAGCCGGCGUCUCCCCCUGCAGCUGCGGGACAGCCAAACGCCAGCAGGGCUGGCGGCUGGAUUGGCUGCGGUGGCCGAAUCUUUCCUUUUUAGGCUGUGCGCCUGCUCCAGCUCAGAGCUUUGCCGCAGCAGUCCUGACUUUAAACCCCUUGUGCUGAGGCUUUGGGAUGGUUCAGGUCCUGGUGUGGGGAGUAUUGCAACGUGGAGACAACCUGCAUGUCCCUGGGAAAAAGGAGGGAUUGAGACAGCUGGGAAUUGUCUCCAGCUGUCAGGGGCACAGCGGGUUUGUGGCCCCACGGUUUGCACCCCCCACACAUGGAAACGGCUUGGUGGCUUUGGGCACAGUCCCCCAUUUUCCCAUGGUGGGACACAGUCAUGCAACCAGCUCCAUGGGGCUGUGGUCCCCCACCUCCACAGGCUGCAUGUAUGGGCACACUGGGGCCUGGCAUCUGUGCUGCCUUCAUCCAGCUUUUUUUUUUCCUCACUCUGCUGUAUGGUUGUGGGGUUUUUUUUUUCGUGUGUGUGUGUGUUUUUUUGGUGUUUUUUUUUUUCCAAAAUGUCAUAUAUGGCAACCUUUUGCCUCAGUGACCUCAUGCUUGGCAGUAGGCCAGGGGACCCAGGCUAGGAUGUGAAGCUGCAGUGGGCUCCCUACUUGAGCUGGGAACACGCAGUGAGAACACUAACAAGUGCACAGCCAGGGUCCAGGGGAAAAAUCCAGCCCAAAUGAGCUGAGGUUUCCCCCAGUGAAGGGGGAUUACCAGGGCAGAGCCACUGAUGUGGGACAUUGUUAGAGGUGUGGGUGAGGUGGCCGUGCCAGGGAGCCACUGCGUCCCCAUUCUGGCCCAUGCAGUGACAGCUCUGAGGCCAGAGGGACUGUCAGGACUCCUGUGUCCGUUUUGGAAGAGUGACUCCGCAGCUCUUGAGUCCUUAUUGCUGCAUCAACAUCUCAGCGUUCCUGCCCUGAGCAUGGGUUGGGACCUGAUGACACAAAGCGAGAGGCAGCACCUGCCUUGACUGCCCUGUGCAUCAGUUUCACCAUUUCCAACCCCAUAACUCUUGGAGGCAGUUCUAGGGUGUCUCCACUGCCUCCUCCCAGCCCCAGGAGCUCGGGGAGAGGCCCCAGUAUGGGACUGCUGCCCUUAAAAAGGCACCAGGGAGUUUAGCAAACACUGGUGGGGCGGGGUGGGAGGCAGGGGCUCAUUGCCUGCCCCAGGGGCAGCCCCUGUGCUGCAAAGGGGCAGGAGACGCAGGGACAGCACCCACACACACACCCCACCCCACCCCUAGGGUGGGCUGUGCUCAUCCUGCUUCUAAACCCUCCUGGGGUGGCUGUGAGGGCUCAGUACACCAAAGGUGUGGGGCUAGGCUUUGAAGAACAGCAUCAGGCUCAACGACAAAGGGAUUUGUGGCCAGGACGUGCAGUGCCAGAGGAACUUUUUAACUACUGGGACGUGGGCAAUGCUACCAGCAAGCUGGUAGAUGCUACCCUGAGCAUCUUUGGCUUUGCACAGAGCUGAGCCUCCCUCCCCCCAGCCGCUAUGGGGCACUGGCACCCCAAAAGCCCAAAGAUGGGAGCAAAAAGAGUGGGAAAAGUCUCAGGGAGGAACAUCUCCCUGGCAUGGGAUGCUGAGGGUGCAAGGGACCAAGUCCAGUGCCUCCUUGGAGGCUGCAAUACACCAGCCCCAUCACCUGGUGUGGUUUUGGUGUCUCAGGCAUGCUAAAUGCACAGCACAACCCCUCCCCCUCCCCCCCCCCCCCCCAGCCACCUCCCUCCCAGGCAGGGUUGGUCCCACCAGGGUCAGAGAGGGCCAAAGGCCAUCAGACGUUGCCCCAUGAACUGGAGGUAAUUCCAUUUCAGUUUUGCUGGAACGUCACUUAUAAGGACUUGUGUCUGGCUUGUUUAUCAAAGCAUAGCAUAAAAGGAACAGACUCACCAAUGGGUUAUUGCCUCCCAAGCAUCCCCACAUAGAUUUUUUUUUUUUUAUAAUAAUUAACUGUGCUGGGUCCUACCAUCAGCCCAAGGUCAAUUUAAUGCAAUAAAACACCUUAUAUGGCCAUAUGGCUAACACACCAUCACUUAGCCUAUUUAGGGUCUUUGUUUAGAGAGGAUCCGCCUCUGAGGUUUCACGGGCUCGCUGGUAUUUAUACCAACGGCACAUCGGGACUUGGUCCCAGAGGAAAGGAGCUCUUGCGUCCGUGCUUUUCCCCCAGGUCCCCCUGAACACCAGCCUCUCCCGACCCCACCAUGUGCGAGGAGGAGACCACUGCUCUGGUCUGUGACAACGGCUCCGGGCUCUGCAAAGCUGGCUUUGCCGGUGAUGACGCCCCUCGAGCCGUCUUCCCCUCCAUCGUGGGGCGGCCUCGGCACCAGGGUGUCAUGGUAGGCAUGGGGCAGAAAGACAGCUACGUGGGUGAUGAGGCGCAGAGCAAGAGGGGCAUCCUCACGCUCAAGUACCCCAUCGAGCACGGCAUCAUCACCAACUGGGAUGACAUGGAGAAGAUCUGGCACCACUCCUUCUACAAUGAACUACGUGUGGCCCCUGAGGAGCACCCCACACUGCUGACCGAGGCACCCCUCAACCCCAAGGCCAACCGUGAGAAGAUGACCCAGAUCAUGUUCGAGACCUUUAAUGUCCCUGCCAUGUAUGUUGCCAUCCAAGCUGUGCUUUCCCUCUAUGCAUCUGGCCGCACAACUGGCAUCGUCCUUGAUUCUGGGGAUGGAGUCACCCACAAUGUGCCCAUCUAUGAGGGCUAUGCUCUGCCCCAUGCCAUUAUGCGUCUCGACUUGGCUGGCCGUGACCUCACCGACUACCUCAUGAAGAUCCUCACUGAGCGGGGCUACUCCUUCGUCACCACCGCCGAGCGGGAAAUUGUGCGCGACAUCAAGGAGAAGCUCUGCUAUGUGGCCCUGGACUUCGAGAAUGAAAUGGCCACAGCUGCCUCCUCCUCCUCACUGGAGAAGAGCUAUGAGCUCCCUGACGGGCAGGUCAUCACCAUCGGGAACGAGCGCUUCCGCUGCCCUGAGACCCUCUUCCAGCCCUCCUUCAUUGGCAUGGAGUCCGCUGGCAUCCAUGAGACCACCUACAACUCCAUCAUGAAGUGUGACAUUGACAUCCGCAAGGACCUGUAUGCCAACAACGUCCUGUCUGGUGGCACUACCAUGUACCCUGGCAUCGCUGACCGCAUGCAGAAGGAAAUCACAGCACUGGCCCCUAGCACCAUGAAGAUCAAAAUCAUCGCCCCACCGGAGCGGAAGUACUCGGUGUGGAUUGGCGGCUCCAUCCUGGCGUCCCUCUCCACCUUUCAGCAGAUGUGGAUCAGCAAACCCGAGUACGACGAGGCCGGGCCCUCCAUUGUCCACAGAAAAUGCUUUUAAGCACCCCCUGCCCGGUGCCUGGGCUGGGGCGCCCUGCUCCUCCUCUGCCCCCGCUGCUCCUCCCUGCCGCCCACUGCGCAAUAAAACCUUUUCUCCAG